AUGAUUGGUGCGAGGCGCGAGGGGCGGGCGCGGGUGGGGACGUUCGCGACGUACGACGAUCUCUCGCCCGUGAGCGAGCCGGGGCGGACGAUCGGUGAGGUCUUACGCGAUAUCGGCGGCGAUGGGAGCGAGGGCGCCUGGGAAGAUCGGCUGAGAGCGAUGGCACUCGCGAACCGUCUCGUCGCGCACCAUUCGGACGUCGUCGCCGCGAGUCUGCGGCCGUUCGUCCUCGCCGUGGCGUCGUGUCUAGCCUCGCUGCGUUCGAGCGUGUGUAAGGCGGCGAUUGGGCUCGUCAAGACUUUGGCGUGUCAUUUGAAGGGACGUUUAGACGGCGAGCUGAGUGUGGUGCUCCCAGGUAUCCUGAAGCGCUCGGCGGAAUCCACGUUCCUGACAGUCGAGGCCGAUGAGGCGUUGCUGCUGCUCGUCGACGCGGCGUCACCGCGCGCGCUCAUCGCAACGUUAUCGAAUCACGUCAGCGAGCGAAGACUUCAAUCGAAGAUUGCGAUGGCGCUCGCGUUUUGCGUGGAGCGCCGCGGCGAAGAGAAAUCGCUCUUCAGAGGCAGAGCCGGGAGAUCGAGCCUCGAAACCGCGCUCGCGACGAUGAAUGAGUGCAUACGAACGGGUAAUCCGGACGCGAGAGCGCACGUAAAACGAUGCUUAUCGACCAUGUUCGACGUGUUGGGCGCAGAAGAAAUGUUCGAGCCGUUGCGACGGUACGAGGAACUUAGCGUCAUGGAGCAGUCUUUAGAAUAUUACCAAUCUUCGUAG
Messenger RNA from Ostreococcus tauri, 768 nucleotides. Its product is annotated as Armadillo-like helical. Lineage: Eukaryota; Viridiplantae; Chlorophyta; Mamiellophyceae; Mamiellales; Bathycoccaceae. The transcript has a single exon. The coding region runs from base 1 to 768 and encodes 255 amino acids. The record is from RefSeq and is a predicted model, not a curated record.